Microtus oregoni (creeping vole) is the source of this 937-nucleotide messenger RNA. Its product is annotated as histone deacetylase 8-like. NCBI's taxonomy places the organism in Eukaryota, Metazoa, Chordata, Mammalia, Rodentia, Cricetidae. The record is from RefSeq and is a predicted model, not a curated record. Gene Ontology annotation, molecular function: histone deacetylase activity. The coding region runs from base 1 to 390 and encodes 129 amino acids. The transcript has 4 exons.
AUGGAGCUCUUUGCAUACUCUGAGUCUCAUGUACUUCUGUAUGUCCACGCUGUUAUUAUUAGGAUAGUGAAGCCCAAAGUGGCCUCCAUGGAGGAUAUGGCCACCUUCCACACUGAUGCCUAUCUGCAACAUCUCCAAAAGGUCAGCCAAGAAGGUGAUGAGGACCAUCCGGACUCUAUAGAAUACGGACUAGGUUAUGACUGCCCAGCCACAGAAGGAAUAUUUGACUAUGCGGCUGCUGUGGGAGGAGCUACAAUCACUGCUGCCCAGUGCCUGAUUGACGGGAAGUGUAAAAUAGCGAUUAACUGGUCUGGAGGGUGGCAUCACGCAAAGAAAUAUCCCAACAGUCUCUGCUCUGAAGAUGAAACCCUGACGUCAUUUAGGAGAUAGGCUGAAAUUAAGGACUGGGUAGAUCCAAUAUUUCCAUCCUGAAAAUCCAGAGCUCCAGUUCCAGAGCUGUCUGCCAGAAGCCCUUUAGAGUUGCGGAGUUCUGCUCACACCCACAGGGAAGCAAGGACACUCACUAAGAGGAGAUAAGAAAGCAGAGCUCCCUGCCAGCAUCUGGGCAUUCCUGGAACUGCUGCUCGAGGGUCCCUGCCCUAAGCUGCCCGUCAGGUUUCCACGUGCUCUUCUCUCCAUUGCAGUCACAUUGUUUAAACGUCCCAGGUACACGCAGCACAGAUUCCUAGAUCCCAUUCCUUAAACCAGCAUUGACUAAACUGUAUGUGGCAAGCACAUGGUUUUUCUCUUUAGUAAUGGGAGGUAGGGAAAUUGAAGCAAAGUCUACGCCCCCCCCCCCCCGCACCCAACUGAAAAAACAAUCUUUGAUUUGAAACUGUUCAGGUGCUGACAGGGUUCUUUUGUAACUGGCUUCGUGAAAACUUUACUAGUGUUGAGAGUGGGAAAUAUGUUCAUACAAAAUUCUUAGAAGUCUAUU